Molecule: messenger RNA, 1944 nt
Organism: Odobenus rosmarus divergens (Pacific walrus)
Lineage: Eukaryota; Metazoa; Chordata; Mammalia; Carnivora; Odobenidae
Gene: SRL
Product: sarcalumenin
Exons: 6
Coding region: 8-1429 (473 amino acids)
Molecular function (GO): GTP binding
Source: RefSeq, a predicted model, not a curated record
AGUCACCAUGAGGACGCUGGUCCUGCUCUGCUGCUUCGUGGCGUCGCUCCUGCCCCUAGGACAAACAGAAGAGGCAGAGGAUGUGAGUGAAGAAGCCCCAUUGAGGGACCGCUCCCACAUCGAGAAAACUCUGAUGCUGAAUGAGGACAAGCCAGUGGAUGAUUACUCUGUGGUGCUGCAGCGGCUUCGAAAGAUCUACCACUCAUCCAUCAAGCCCCUGGAGCAGUCUUACAAAUAUAACGAGCUUCGGCAGCACGAGAUCACAGAUGGGGAGAUUACUUCCAAGCCCAUGGUGCUGUUCCUUGGACCAUGGAGCGUUGGCAAAUCCACCAUGAUAAACUACCUCCUUGGGUUGGAAGACACUCGCUACCAGCUCUAUACAGGUGCUGAGCCCACCACCUCUGAGUUCACUGUCCUCAUGCAUGGACCCAAGCUGAAAACCAUCGAGGGUAUCGUCAUGGCUGCCGACAGCACCCGGUCCUUCUCACCCCUCGAGAAAUUUGGCCAGAAUUUCCUAGAGAAGCUGAUUGGCAUUGAGGUUCCCCACAAACUUCUGGAGCGAGUCACUUUCGUGGAUACACCAGGCAUCAUCGAGAACCGCAAGCAGCAAGAAAGAGGUUACCCCUUCAAUGAUGUGUGCCAGUGGUUCAUCGACAGAGCGGACCUCAUCUUUGUUGUCUUUGACCCAACCAAGUUGGAUGUGGGUCUGGAGCUGGAGAUGCUCUUCCGCCAGCUUAAGGGACGAGAGUCCCAGAUUAGGAUCAUCCUGAACAAGGCCGACAACCUGGCAACACAGAUGCUCAUGCGGGUCUAUGGGGCCCUUUUCUGGAGCUUGGCCCCGCUCAUCAAUGUCACAGAGCCCCCGAGGGUUUAUGUCAGCUCCUUCUGGCCACAAGACUACAAGCCCGAUACCCACCGGGACCUGUUUCUCAAGGAAGAGAUCUCUCUCCUGGAAGACCUGAACCAGGUGAUAGAGAACAGGUUGGAGAACAAGAUCGCCUUCAUCCGCCAGCAUGCCAUCCGGGUCCGCAUUCACGCCCUCCUGGUCGACCGCUAUCUGCAGACUUACAAGGACAAAAUGACCUUCUUCAGUGAUGGAGAGCUGGUCUUUAAGGACAUUGUGGAAGACCCCGACAAAUUCUACAUCUUCAAGACCAUCCUGGCAAAGACCAACGUCAGCAAGUUUGACCUUCCCAACCGCGAGGCCUACAAGGACUUCUUUGGCAUCAACCCCAUCUCCAGUUUCAAGCUGCUGUCUCAGCAGUGCUCCUAUAUGGGGGGCUGCUUCCUGGAGAAGAUUGAGCGGGCCAUCACGCAGGAACUCCCCGGCCUCCUGGGAAGCCUCGGGCUAGGGAAGAAUCCAGGUGCUCUCAACUGUGACAAAACAGGGUGUGGCGAAACCCCAAAGAAUCGCUAUAAGAAACACUAGGUCGUUGUGUCGCCGUUCUGGGGUUCUUGUUGGUGGAUGAGCUUGUGUCCUGUCUGAGAAGUCCUGGUUUAUUAACCCUUUGAGCCACACUGGCAAGAAUCUUUACACGCCGGAGAUUUGGGAGUUAAUUGAGGCCAGUGGUGGGGGAGGGUGCGGGUCAAGGGAGGCCAGAGGAAACUGUGAAUUAUAGUGUGCCGGUCUUGUUGCUUCAGUGGGGGGCCUGACUGAGGCAGGUCAGGCUCCGCCUGCUUUUCCUGGGUCCUAUCGCAAAGGGACAGAGAGCAGCUAAAUUCUAGUGUAUACUGAGCUUAUACUGAGGUGAUGAGCGUCCAGCUGAAAGCAGCUGAAAUUCCUUUUUCGCCCUCUAAGCUGGGAAAAUAGGGAAGACUUGAUUUCUGUAGGACUGCUCAGGUCCUUCGUGGCUUCCUCCCGCGCAGUCUCCUGCUGGUCCUCUAGCCCUCUCCUGCUCCUUGCUUGGGUUGGCUUCAACAGGGGACAGUCUCUUGGGUUGGAAU